AUGUUUGCAUGUCCAAACCUUGUGGGCUCGUUUCCAGCGGCUCCCAAGCUCACCAAAUUUAAUUUAAAUAACCGUUUACGUACACAUCUAUCAUAUUCUUCUGGGAAGUGGUUUCUUGAGGUUCUAGAAGAUUCCUUACUGAAGGGCAACAAGCGAGCUAGUGGUGUUUUCUCUUCUAUCACUGAAAUUGAAAUCCAUGGAUGUAAUUCACUCAAGAGCUGUCAGCUAGACAUUUUGCCUCACUUUUCUAAAUUUACAAUUACAUACUGUCUAGGUCUUGAAUCUCUUUGUAUUCUUGAGGGACCUCUCCUGUAUCUCCAUCAAUUGGUAGUCAGAAGGUGUCCUAAUCUGAAGUCGCUGCCAGAAAACAUGUAUUCUCUCCUCCCUUCCCUUGAGGAAUUGGAAUUGAGCUCACUUCCAAAAGUUUAUUCGUUUCCAAUAGGGCGCUUGCCCUCCAAGUUAAACUCACUUUGCAUCCGAGAUUGUAUCAAACUCAACGUAUUAAGUCCAUUGCUACAAUCCCUCCUUUCUCUUUCGCACUUCAGUUUUGGUGGGGAUGGUGACGUGAAGUCCUUCUCUAAUGAGACACUGCUGCUGCCCUCCACUCUUACAUCUCUUGAAAUUCACAAUCUGAGAAAUCUGAAAUCUCUGGACUACAAGGUGCUUCAGCACCUCACCUCUCUUCAGAAUCUAAAGAUCUGUCGAUGUCCUAAGCUUGAGUUCAUCCAAGAAGAGUUGCUGCCAUCCUCCAUUGAACACCUUGAAAUCUUGAAUUUGAAAGAUCCGGACUACAAAGGGCUACAGCACCUAACCUCUCUUCGCGAAUUGAAAAUCUGGAGUUCUUCUAAGCUUGAGCCCAUCCCGGAAGACGUGGACUACAAGGGGCUUCAACACCUCGGCUCUCUUCGCCAAUUGAAGAUUUGCGGAUGUCCAAAGCUUGAGUCAGUGCCAGAAGAAGGGCUGCCUCCCUCCCUUGAAUACCUUGAAAUCGGGAAUCUGGAAAAUCUGAAAUCUCUGAAUUACAAGGGGCUUCAGCACCUCAACUCUAUUCACCAUUUGAAGAUCUGGAGGUGUCACAAGCUUAAGUCCAUGCCAGAGCAGGGGCUGCCUUCCUCCCUUAAAUUUCUUCAAAUACUUGAUUGUCCUUCGCUUCCAAAAAGGUGUAAAAGGGAGACGGGGGAAGAUUGGCCCAUGAUUUCUCACAUCCCCCGUAUAACCAUAUAA
This is a messenger RNA of Dovyalis caffra, 1224 nucleotides long. The record is from the annotation of a GenBank genome assembly. NCBI's taxonomy places the organism in Eukaryota, Viridiplantae, Streptophyta, Magnoliopsida, Malpighiales, Salicaceae.